AUGGCUGAAUCAGUGGCCAAAGUGGCCCGUAGGAUCAAUGCUACAGCUGAGGAGGGCAAGGACUAUUUAGACCUGUCGAGUUGCCACCUCAUCUCGUUCCCAGACGGUGUGUUCAAAGUCCUGAGCAGUGUCACCGGAAACAUCAGAACCAUCUCUUUGGCCGACAACGAGAUGAAGACAAUCAGCAGCAAAUUCUGCUCCAUCUUCACCCAACUCAGGGAGCUGGAUCUGCAGGGGAACGUCCUGAAGAAGCUUCCGGAUGACGUGGUGCAGAUGGAGACUCUGAGCAGCAUCAAUCUGUCCAAGAACCAGUUCAGCGAGUUUCCACAGAAGCUGACGGAGAUGAAGCUGGAGCGGAUCGACCUGGAGGGAAACAACAUCUCAGAAGUCCCGGUGGAGCGCUUGUUGUCGAUGUCUUCUCUGAAAUGGAUCAACCUCAGAUCAAACCCUUUGAGCCCAGAGACUCUGAGCGCUCUGCAGACGCCUCACAGCUUUGAACUUAUCCUCAACUAA
This is a messenger RNA of Knipowitschia caucasica, 513 nucleotides long. NCBI's taxonomy places the organism in Eukaryota, Metazoa, Chordata, Actinopteri, Gobiiformes, Gobiidae. The record is from the annotation of a GenBank genome assembly.